Messenger RNA from Nezara viridula (southern green stink bug), 849 nucleotides. The record is from the annotation of a GenBank genome assembly. Lineage: Eukaryota; Metazoa; Arthropoda; Insecta; Hemiptera; Pentatomidae.
AUGUAUAAGUCCAGACGGGGGGGUGCGCAGGCACCGCUACCGUGCGUCUCUCGGAUUUUUUUUUACAAGUCCGGAGAAGGGGGUGCGCAGGCACCGCUACCCCGGGACCCCUCCCGUGCGUCUCUCGGAAUUUUUUUUACAAGUCCGGAGAAGGGGGUGCGCAGGCACCGCUACCCCGGGACCCCUCCCGUGCGUCUCUCGGAAUUUUUUUUACAAGUCCGGAGAAGGGGGUGCGCAGGCACCGCUACCCCGGGACCCCUCCCGUGCGUCUCUCGGAAUUUUUUUUACAAGUCCGGAGAAGGGGGUGCGCAGGCACCGCUACCCCGGGACCCCUCCCGUGCGUCUCUCGGAAUUUUUUUUACAAGUCCGGAGAAGGGGGUGCGCAGGCACCGCUACCCCGGGACCCCUCCCGUGCGUCUCUCGGAAUUUUUUUUACAAGUCCGGAGAAGGGGGUGCGCAGGCACCGCUACCCCGGGACCCCUCCCGUGCGUCUCUCAGAAUUUUUUUUACAAGUCCGGAGAAGGGGGUGCGCACGCACCGCUACACUGGGUCCCCUCUCAAACAAAUUAUUUAUUGGCCGGGAGUCGAGCACUCAUGUGCCCGGCCCCGCCCGGGAGGCCUGGCCGCGGACUUUUCCGAUAUCAACGAGGGGGGGUGGGCACGCACCGCCACCCUGGGCCCCCUCUCAUCCGGCUAAUUGUUGGCCGGGAGUCGAGCCCUCAUGCACCCGGCCUCGGCCCGGAUGCCUGGCCGCGGACUCGUGCGACAUCAACGGGAUAGGGGGUGCGCACGCACCGCUGCACUGGAUAUUUUGUGCAAGCCCUUGGGGGCCCUUCUGCGAAUACCUUC